Molecule: messenger RNA, 2352 nt
Organism: Ambispora leptoticha
Lineage: Eukaryota; Fungi; Glomeromycota; Glomeromycetes; Archaeosporales; Ambisporaceae
Source: the annotation of a GenBank genome assembly
AUGCAACAACCACAACCUCCACAACAAUCCUACCCCGAACUUCAGCUACCAACAGUAACUAGCGAAAAUCACAAAUUUCCGCCGUCGUCUUCUGCUCCCUCUGCGCAGUCUAAUGCCACUACUAAUAAAGAACAAACGUCUUCGCUCGUCAACUCUUCUACGAUUCCACUUAAAAGAUCAGCGACUUCUCAGUCGCCACCUGCCAACCAAGAUUACCCUGCCAACCAAGAUUACUCACCACCACCUUCGCCUAAUAGCACCAGUUCAACUACUACUUUUUCUCUGCCAGCUCCUUCGCCACAAAAACCUUCAAGGACUGGAAAUAAAAGUGUGCCAGCUUUCCUGAAUAAAUUGUACAAUAUGGUUAAUGACCCUCAAUCAAAUGAUUUGAUAACAUGGUCAGAAGGAGGAACUUCUUUUCUCGUCAAACAUCCGCAAGAUUUUGCUCGAGAAGUAUUGCCAAGGUUCUUCAAACACAACAACUUUAGUAGUUUUGUGCGACAAUUAAACAUGUAUGGAUUUCACAAGAUACCGCAUCUGCAACAAGGAGUUCUUCAAUCGGAUGGACAAUCAGAACAAUGGGAAUUUAAUAAUCCAAAUUUCUUGCGAAACCAACCAGACCUUUUAUUUUUCAUCACGUCGAUCAAAAAACAUCAAAUGACAAUAAGUUCAGAUUUGAAGAAUAUUCAACGGGAUAAUCAGGUUCUUUGGCAAGAAACGAUAUCUGCAAGAGAAAGACAUCGUCGACAACAAGAAACUAUUGAUAAAAUUUUAAGAUUUCUGGCUUCGGUGUUUUCUGCAGAGAAAAAACGCGCAAUUAUACCUAGAAAAAGGCGUUUGCUACUUGGAAAUGGUGAUGGGAGUUUUGGCACUGCUAAUUCUAAUUCUCAGGGUCUAACAACCACAUCAUCUGAACAGAGACCAAGCUGGACUCCGUUUGAUGCCGCUCACCAAGCUGCUGUGCCGACAAAUCCUACUAACUCCAUACCAAAUGAAUUAGAUUUGUCAUCAUGGGGAUUGGCUGGUUUAGAUUUAAAUAAUCCAGCUUUAUCAAUAUUGGCAUCAUUGGCGGUUAAUGAUCCUUCACCGGGGGCAACAAAUUUACCACAAUUUGAUUUUUUUAAUAACUUGAAUGCUCUACCAAGCACUUCUACAUCAACAAACGAAGAAGCGAAUAAUCCCGCCGGUUUUUUGACUCAUCAAUUUUCGAAUAUUUUACAUAGUGAUCCAAAUUUACUAACUGAUCCAUUGACAGUUGCAAAUAAUCAGGCAACAUCAACAACUAAUGACAAUAAUAAUCCAUUGGUAGCUGCUAAUACGACUGGUGCAUCACCUAUCAAUAAUACAAGCACAAGCACACCAGUAACUGCAACAGCAGCCAAUUCUAAUCAAACGAACGCCACAAAUACCAAUCAAGAUAUCGAGAGUAGAAUUAAUGCACUUGAAUCAAAUCUCGAUUAUGUGACAUCACAACUUGGAUUCGAUCCCGAAGAAGCUUUAGAUCAUGAAGAUCAAGAUGGAGAUGCCUUCAUGACAUAUUACGGUACGAAUAUACUUAAUGCUGCGACUGAACAGCAUCGGCAAAUGUUAUUUAAUCUGAUGGGGAGUAAUGAUAAUAACAAUUCCAAUAACAAUCCCGCUAUUGUUCAUGCCGGGAAUUCUUCAUCAACUGCAUCCCGUAAUGUCCUUAAUUCUACUGUCAAUGCUACUUCUACUACUCCUCCUCCUCCUAAUUCCAAUACUGCCACCACUAUCGUUGAUUCCACAACUAGCCCGACUCCAGGCACAGGAAGCACGCAAAUCACAAAUUCAGGAAAUUCUACACCUUCAUCGACACCACAAAUGGCGACAACAACGGCAAUAACACCGUAUAUUCCUCCUCCUUUGAGAUUAAAAACAGGUUUAGAAGGAAGCAGAAACGGAUUUGUUACUAAUAAUACGCUUGCAUCGAGACAAGACGACACCCUAACUAUCGAAGAUUUACUUGUUGAUAUCAGUGGUGAAGAGGAGGAUGAUGAUCCGUACAUUGCUGAGAAUGAGAUAGCUAGUGAGAAUGGUUUAAAUGGAUUGCCGAACUUCCUCGUAGUCACGUCCUCAUUGCUGUAUAUUAUUGAAAUAAAAUGGCUCGAAACAAUCACUGGCAAGAAUUGCAUCUACAGUUACCCUCCAACAACGCAGAUGUCGUUUCCUUCACGAAAAACCGGCUUUUAUGACCGAUUAAAAAUAGCACAGCAGCAAAAUGACUUUGUUCGCCGCGUUUGGAAUUGCGUGUUAACACAGCGACUAUCUAGUAUAGACGCAAAAGACAUUCAAUAUGAUGUAAUAAUGGGAUCAACUGCGUGUAUUCAAUAA